Messenger RNA from Planococcus citri (citrus mealybug), 5824 nucleotides. It is a transcript of the gene Eph, whose product is annotated as Eph receptor tyrosine kinase. Gene Ontology annotation, molecular function: ATP binding; protein binding; transmembrane-ephrin receptor activity. Lineage: Eukaryota; Metazoa; Arthropoda; Insecta; Hemiptera; Pseudococcidae. The record is from RefSeq and is a predicted model, not a curated record. The coding region runs from base 857 to 4147 and encodes 1096 amino acids. Gene Ontology annotation, biological process: ephrin receptor signaling pathway; protein phosphorylation; axon guidance. The transcript has 20 exons. Gene Ontology annotation, cellular component: plasma membrane; dendrite.
CAGUUCGGGUUCGACGAUCGUUGCUUUGGCUGCGCGCUGCCCAAGUUUAUCUACGAAGGUGUUCGGAUCAUCUAUUUAUUUAUUUUUUAACGAAAAAUUUUUAAGUUUUUUCAAUUUUUUUUUCACCUUCUUGACCGUUGUAUUUGUUUUUUUGUUAUUGUUGUUGUGGUGCUGAUUUCGGUGCAGUGUUAAUUGGUGAAGAUUUUUUUAUUAUUUAUUUUUUUUUUGGUGUACGCGACUCGUGCCUUUGAAUAUACGAUGUGUCGAGUGUUGGUGUAAAAUGCAUAUAUUACGAGAGGUGAUAUUUGUUUAAAAAGUGUUGUGUUUGGUUUUAUUUUCUGUGUGGAGUGGUGUUUUUUUUUUUUUUUUUGCUUUCUUCGUUAUAAUAUUGAAACGUUGAAGAUAUCGCGUUAGUUAUUGUUAUUCGUUGUCCAAUUAAUGUCGUAUUUUUUUUCUCCUAUUAAAGAAGCAUACACGACGUUGUCGCUUUGUUGUGUGAUAUAAUCUGCGAGAUAUUUAUCUGUUGUUGUGGUGUUCGGUCAAACGACGUGAGAAGGCGACGACCACGUCCAGUAUACGUACAUGUGGACGAGUUAUAUGGGACAAUGCAUUUAAUACUCGUAUAAAUUUCCGCAAUACCGGCGAAGAAAAAAAUCCAAUCGAUGCAAAGGUGACGCCGUCAAACGAUGGUGACUCAAAAGUUGAACUUUUACAACAAGUGGUCGAAUAUUUAACCAUAUUCGGAUCUUAUUAUAUGAUCACGAUAUAUAGAUUAAACUAUGCAACAUAGAUAGCGGCUAGACAACGGCCUGACCAUCGAUCUCGCCUCCGGCACGAGGAAAUUUUCACAAAAACCAUGUACCAUAGGCGGUUUAAUGUGAAAGUCAGCCUUUUAGUGACAACCGUGCUGCUUCGACAUUUAAUUCUGAUAUCCGGUGAACAAGUGGUACUGUUGGAUACGGCAACCGAGGCAACUUUGGAAUGGACUCGAUACCCGUUUGGACCGGAAGCAACGACACCAGGGUGGGUGGAAGAAAGUUUUACCAAUUUUGAAAAAGGUAUCAAUUGGCGAUCGUACGUGGUUUGUGAUGUAGCCUAUCAUAACGUCAACAACUGGCUAUGGACGCCUUUUAUCGAAAGAGCUCAAGCGAAUCGUAUCUAUAUCGAGAUCAAAUUCACCAUACGUGAUUGCUCGUUGUUUCCGGGGAACGCGUUAUCCUGCAAAGAGACCUUUUCGUUGCUGUAUUAUGAAUUCGAUGCUGCUACGAGAGAACCACCACCUUGGGAGCCUGAAAGUUAUAAGUUGAUUGGACGUAUCGCGGCCGGAGAAGGACGUUUCAACACUAACAGCGAAGUGAUCAUUAAUACGGAAGUGAAAUCUAUACCAGUUACGAAGAAAGGCGUAUAUUUCGCAUUCCGAGACCAAGGAGCUUGUAUAUCGUUGUUAGCAAUUAAAGUAUAUUACAUCACUUGUCCAGCAGUCACGAUUAAUUUCGCGCAUUUCCCAGCCACACCUACCGGGCGUGAAGUGACUGUGAUCGAGCAAGCCAUUGGACGAUGUGUGGAUAACGCCGAACAAGUCGAUACGCCGAUGUACCUAUGCAAAGGAGAUGGAAAAUGGUAUUUACCUACAGGCGGCUGUAAAUGCAAAGCCGGUUUCGAAGCGGAUUUGGAAAAACAAACUUGUAACGUGUGCCCUCCUGGAAAGUUUAAAUAUGGUACUGGAGAUGAUAGAUGUCAAACGUGUCCACCUAAUAGCAAAGCUCCAGAUUACGGAUUCGCCGAAUGCAGAUGUAAUAAUGGAUUUUAUCGAGCUGCCAAAGAUCCGAAAACUAUGCCUUGCACACAACCGCCUACGGCUCCGCAAAACUUGACCGUGAAUUUUGUAGAACAAGGAACGGUGAUAUUGUCUUGGAAUCCGCCAUCGUAUCUCGGAGGUCGAAAUGACACGUUAUACAGAGUGACAUGCGACGUUUGCGGAGCAUCGGUGAUUUAUAUACCAAAUACGGAGAAAUUCAACGAUACCAAGAUUACGAUUAGUGGUCUCAGUCCACUGACGGCGUAUAAAUUUUUGGUCUUUUCCGAAAAUGGAGUCAGUAAUGUGUCGAACAGUGGACCGGAAUUUAUUGAUAUUACAGUUACCACCGAAGCAUCUACGUCGACUGCGUCUGUGAAUAAUGUACGCGUUACCUCGACCAAGACUUCGGAGAUCGCUUUGGCCUGGGAUCCUCCUUACUUGCCAGAUGUCGAAGGAGAUACGUCUAAUUUCAUCGAAACUUACGAAGUCAAAUGCUUUGUACGAGGAGAUGAUGCCUCAAACGCCAGCAGCAAAUUAACGACAGCUCAGCAUGUUUCGUUCAAUCAACUGCGUCCAAGAACAGAUUACGGAUUUCAAGUUCGAGCCAAAACCUUGCGAGGUUGGGGAGAAUACAGUCCAACUAUUUUCAAGACUACUGCUACGAACCUAGAUACUUCUUUGAUGGGUGGUGGAGGUAACAACGUCGGUGGCAGUAGUAGCAGUAGCAGUAGCAGUACGAGCACAAGCACAGCCGCCGAAGAAGACAGUGUUGAAGUUCGCAUCAUAGCCGGAGCUACAGUAGCCGUUGUUGUGCUUCUUGUAGGAAUUAUCAUCAUGACGGUGGUGUUCUUGCGCAGCCGUGGAAAUGACGAUUGCAAUAAGAAACAUCCGAGCGAUUGCGACACAUUAGAUUAUCGCCAUAUUGACUGUGUUGGUAACACUGCUUGUUUUGUUGGUUAUAGCCGAGGAAGCGAUGACUGCAAUAAAAAACAGCCCAGCGAUUGUGAUACGUUGGAAUAUCGAAAUGGAGAAGGAUUAAUUUUAACCUAUAUGCAUUGUAAAUUGGAUACGUCGAUAAUAACGACUCAUACAAAUGGACUGACGACACCUUUGUUUCCUCAAAACGGUUCGACUACAUCGAGAACGUAUAUCGAUCCUCAUACCUAUGAAGAUCCUAAUCAAGCUGUGAAAGAAUUUGCCCGCGAAAUCGACGCAUCGUAUAUUACAAUCGAAGCAAUAAUUGGUACGUUAGAUCGAAGUUCUAUAUACCUAGGUGGUGGCGAAUUCGGUGACGUGUGUCGUGGUAAACUGAAGCUGACAUCUGAUGGCCGAGCAGAUGUAGAUGUAGCGAUUAAAACGUUAAAACCAGGCAGUAGCGAUAAAGCUCGUAACGAUUUCCUGACCGAGGCUUCGAUCAUGGGCCAGUUCGAGCACCCGAAUGUUAUAUUUUUACAAGGUGUUGUCACCAAGUCAAAUCCCGUUAUGAUAAUUACCGAGUAUAUGGAAAACGGAUCUCUGGAUACGUUUGUUCGGGCGAACGAUGGCCGAUUCCAAAUGGUCCAGUUGGUGGGUAUGUUACGAGGAAUAGCUUCAGGAAUGCAGUACCUGAGCGAAAUGAAUUAUGUACAUAGAGACCUAGCUGCGAGAAAUGUCCUAGUCAAUUCGUUAUUAGUUUGUAAGAUAGCAGAUUUUGGUCUCAGUAGAGAAAUCGAAAGCGCCAAUGAAGGAGCGUAUACCACCAGGGGUGGAAAAAUACCAGUUCGGUGGACAGCACCAGAAGCCAUAGCGUUCCGUAAAUUUACCUCAGCCUCGGACGUCUGGUCUUUCGGUAUAGUUGUCUGGGAAGUACUAUCGUACGGUGAAAGACCGUACUGGAAUUGGAGCAACCAAGAUGUAAUCAAGUCAAUAGAAAAAGGUUACAGAUUACCAGCUCCAAUGGACUGUCCAGAAACAAUGUACCAAUUAAUGUUAGAUUGUUGGCAAAAGGAGCGAACCCACAGGCCACCAUUUUCUACCAUAGUCAAAAACUUAGAUAAGUUAAUUAGGUGUCCGGAAGCACUACGGAGAAUCGUACAAGAUAGAACUGUAAAUCCGCUUUGUCCAGAUACGCCCGACAUGACCAGUUAUAGUUCGGUAGCGGAAUGGCUAAGUUCGAUAAAAAUGAUCAGAUAUCUAGAGAAUUUCGAUCAAGCUGGUAUUACGUCGAUGGAAACGGUAAUCCGGCUCAAUGUACCAGAAUUGAAUUCCAUCGGAAUAAAUUUAGUCAGUCAUCAGAAGAAGAUUAUGAAUAGUAUACAAAUGAUUAGGAAUCAAUUAUCGGCCAAUUUAUCGGAGAGUUUUCUCGUAUAAUGAGGAGUAAAAGUCACCUUCGAGAUGGUAUAGUCAUUAUAUUGAUGAACGAACCAGACCAUGAGGAGAUUCGAUGGGGUAUUAUUUUUUUUAAACUUUUUAUGUAUAAUGGCAAAUGUAUGUGUUGUUAUUCUGUGAUGUGUAUUGUGUAGUUUUUUUUCCUUGCUCGAUUGAGUAUACUCUGGUCGUUUCUCCUUUUUGGGUCUGUGUGUGAUGGAGAAGUCGGGUAAAAUGAAGGGAGAGGAUUGGUGCUUUGAUGGUUCGAUUUUCUGAAAUUUACAUAUCUGUGGCGAGAAAAAAAAAUUGGAAAAGAAAGGAUAAUAUUUUAUUGUCUUGAAAUUGGAGUGAAAAGUUGAAAUGAAUUUGAAGAAGGUGGAGAAGAAUGAGGACAUCGAGUCUUCCAACUGAAUAUAAAUUUUUGAGAAAUUGAUUUCGAAUUUCAGUAUAAAUUACCAAGUCCUUGUCAACGCCCAUCACACUGGUCUCAUUUUUGAAAACGAAAAGAUGAAUUGUUCGAUUAAUAUUAAUUUUUUUUUUUAAUUUGAAACAAAUGUAAAAUAUGUACAAACAAUUCGAAUUGUAAUGUUGUUAUUUUUAUAUUGAUAAGAUACCUUCGCGUUACAUACCAUUCUCUAUUUUGCAUUUAAAAUUUAUUGCCAUUAUUUUUAUGAGAGUAAACUUUCAUUCACACGAAAGGCGGGGAGUGUUGGUAGAAUGAAGAAAAAAAACGAAAAAAAAUACCAAAAAUCACAUUGUUGGCAAAAAAUUAAGCAUUUGGAAAAAAAAUGUCGGCACGUGUGACGAGUUUAUGAUUUUAAAACAAAUAUAUAUGGAAAAAAUUUCGCAUUAAUUUCGCUUGAAUUUUGAAUCAGUUUGGCUUAAGUGGUAAUUUUAUAUUUAGAACGAUUAUUUUUUAAAUUAUUAUUUUCAAUAAACCUCCCUGCUUUGUCUCAUUAUUUUUAACUGUGAUAUAGAUUAUCUUUCAAAUUUAUUUAUUUUUUUUUUAACAAUACGAAAAAAUUACGCGAAUGCGUAAAUUAACGUUUUGUUUUUACCAUUUUAAAAAUAGGAAAUUGUAUAUUGCGUUUGUUACGUUUUUUUUCUUUUUUUGACAUUUUUAUUUUUUUAAUGCUUUUUUUAUAUACGUAGUUAUGUGUAUGUUUUUUUUUUGGUUUUUGAAAGACGUAGCGUUUUAAAAAUGAUCUUCCGUAUUUAAAAGAUUAUUACAACGAAGAAGAAAAUGCCAUUAAUUUUAACGCGGACACUGCCUUUGUUUUAGCCUGGCAUUUGUAGAAAAUUUGUUCCUAUUUAUGUGUACGUAUAUGGUUUUCAUUUUUUAAAUUCCACAUUUUUCAUCGAAUGUGAUGCGCUUUUUAAAAGUGUCUGCAAAAGUUAUCCAAAGUCAAGUUUUUAUGUUAUUUUUAUUUAUUUAUUUUUUUUUUAUUUAAGGGUUGAUUAAUAAAACGUAGCAAUAUAAUCAAAAUAUCAAAUGCGUGUAAUUUUUUCUGUUUUGUAUAUUUUGUAUAUUUGUUCGAUUUUUUUUUUGUCUCAUCUUUUAAGAAAGAUUGUAUCGAUAUAUUUAUUUCGGUUAUUUAAUUUCGAGUCCUAAAAUAACGUUUUGUAUAUUUUAUAUAACAAUUUUAAUAAAAUCUUGUAAUAUUAAAUGUGUGAUGCGUA